CCUCUGGGGAAGAUACUCAAGUCUCAGCAAGAGUCUCAACAGUUGAAUGGAAGAAAAUAACUUUUAACAACCAUUUUGUUACUUACAGAAAGGACUUUGAAUAAAGAAAACCAUGAUGUUGCAAGCCCAACUGCACUGCUUGUGUCUCUUUACACUUUACUUGACAACUGGAUAUGGCCAAGAGGGAAAGUUUAGUGGACCCCUGAAGCCCAUGACUUUUUCUAUUUUUGAAGGCCAAGGACCGAGUCAAAUCAUAUUCCAGUUUAAGGCCAGUCCUCUUGCUGUGACUUUCAAACUAACUGGGGAGACAGAUGACAUAUUUCAGAUACAACCAGAUGGACUUCUGUAUCACAGCAAAGCCCUGGACAGGGAAACAAGAGCUGUUCACAAACUCCAGGUCUCAGCCCUGGAUGCUCAUGGCAAUACAGUGGAGGGCCCAGUCCCCAUCACCAUAGAAGUGAAGGACAUCAACGACAAUCGACCUGUGUUUCUCCAGCCAAAGUAUGAAGGCUCAGUAAGGCAGAAUUCUCGCCCAGGAAAGCCCUUUAUGUAUGUCAAUGCUACAGACUUAGAUGAUCCAGCCACACCCAAUGGCGAGCUUAUUUAUCAAAUUAUCAUGCAGCUUCCCAAGGUCAACAACGUCAUGUACUUUCAGAUCAACAACAAAACGGGGGCAAUUUCACUUACUCUAGAAGGAUCCCAGGAACUGGAUCCUUUGAAGAAUCCUUCCUACAAGCUGGUGGUCUCAGUGGAGGACAUGGGAGGCCAGAAUGAGCAUUCCUUUAGUGACAGCACAUCUGUGGAUAUUAUGGUGAAGGAGAAUAUUUGGAAAACACCAGAACCAGUGGAGAUUGAAGAAAACUCAACUAAUCCUUACCCCAUUAAAAUCACUCAGGUGCGGUGGAACGAUCCAGAUGCACUAUAUUCAUUAGUGGACAAAGAGAAGCCAUCACAAUUCCCAUUUUCAAUCGACCAGGAAGGAGAUAUAUAUGUGACUCAGCCCUUGGACCGAGAAGAAAAGGACGCAUAUGUUUUUUAUGCGGCUGCAAGGGAUGAGCAUGGAAAACCACUUGCAUUUCCACUGAAAAUUCAAGUGAAAGUUAAAGACAUUAAUGACAAUCCACCUACAUGUCCAUCUACAGUGACUGUACUUGAGGUCCAGGAGGAUGAACAAAUAGGGAGCAGUAUUGGAACACUUAUGGCUCAUGACAUGGAUGAAGAAAACACUAUGAACAGUGUUUUAAGAUACAGAAUUGUGGAUCAAACCCCGAAAGUUCCUAGAGAUGGACUCUUCCUUGUCCAGACCUACUCGGGAACGUUCCAGUUAGCUGUGCAGUCCUUGCGGAAGCGAGACACUCCGCAGUACAACUUGACAGUAGAGGUGUCUGACAAAGAUUUCAAGACCCUCUGCUUUGUGCAGAUCAACAUUAUUGAUAUCAAUGAUCAGAUCCCCAUCUUUGAAGAAUCAGAUUAUGGAAACCUAACUCUCCCUGAAGAUACAGCCAUUGGAACUGUCAUCUUAACCAUCCAGGCCACCGAUGCUGAUGAACCAUAUACGGGAAGUUCUAAAAUCCUGUACCGAAUUACACAGGGAGACAGUGAGGGAUGUUUGGAGAUUGAAACAGAUCCCCAAACCAAUACUGGAUAUGUCAAGGUUAAAAAGCCUCUUGAUUUUGAAGCAGUAGCCGUUCACAAUAUUGUGUUCCAAGCAGAAAAUCCUGAGCCUCUGGCGCUUGGUGUACAGUACAAUGCCAGCUCUUCUGCUACAUUCAGACUUAUUGUGACAGAUGUGAAUGAAGCACCACAAUUUUCCCAACAAGUAUACCAAGCAAAAGUCAGUGAGGAUGUGGCUAAAGGCACUAAAGUGGGCAACGUGACUGCCAAGGAUCCGGAAGGUCUGGACAUAAGUUAUUCAUUAAGAGGUGACAAGAGAGGUUGGCUAAAAAUUGACCCCGUCACCGGCGAGAUCUUUAGUGUGGCUCCGCUGGACAGGGAAGCUGAAAGUCUGUAUCAGGUACAAGUGGUGGCAACAGAAGUAGGUGGAUCCUCCUUGAGCUCCACGGCGCAAUUCCACCUGACCCUCACGGAUGUGAACGACAACCCGCCGCGGCUGGUCGAGGAGUACACAGGCUUGUUCUUCUGCUACCCCCUGAAAGCACCCGGAAGUCUCAUUUUCGAGGCCACUGAUGAUGAUCAGCAGUCAUUACGGGGUCGACACUUUACAUUUUCCCUUGGCAGUGAAAGCUUACAAAAAGACUGGGAAGUUUCCAAAAUCAAUGGAACUCAUGCCAGCCUCUCCACCAAGCACACGGGCUUUGAAGAGAGAGUUUACCACAUCCCAGUCCGCAUCAGUGAUGGUGGUUGGCCACCCUUGGAAGGGACCGUCUCUUUAGCAGUUACUUUCUGCAAGUGUGUGGAAGAUAGGUGUUUCCAGCCAGCAGGUCACAUGCCUGGGAUACCCACUGUGGGCAUGACAGUUGGUAUACUCCUUAGCACCUUUUUGGUCAUCGGUAUAAUUUUAGCCGUUGUGUUUUUCCAGAUAAAGAAGAAUAAAGGCCAACAUAAUGUUGAAAGUGCUCAGGCAUCUGAAGUCAAGCCUCUGAGAAACUGAAUGUGAAAAGGAAUAUUUGAGUCUAUGUACCAAGUGCUAUUUCAGUAACACAACCAUUUAACCCCAUAAUUUUGCUUUGCAUCCAACAUGUGCACUAUCAUUUUUUACGAUAUACCCUCUUGCCCUUUACUAUUUUAUUACUCUUAGAUAUUUCAUGUGCUGUAGACAUUAGAGAUAUUUUCCAUUUUCUCAUGAUACUUUUCCACUCUGCAAAAGCCUUAGCUAUUUAUCCAAACACAAAAAUGUAUGUGCUUUUCCUUCUUAGGGAAAGAGAGGCUGAGGAAAUACUCUGUUCAUUUUUUCUUCAUCAAGAGAUCUAUCAGUCAUCCAUCAUAGCACAUCCUGGAUUCCAUUUAUGCUUUUUCUAAUUCCAUCCCGUGUCUCCUUCCUCCAUAUCUCCUUUGGUAUUUCACUAAUUUUAAAACAUUUGUUGGAGGAAAGAACAAAGCUAAGUCUCAGGAAAAAAAUUAAAGCACAGACCUGUCCCUUAGUUUGAGCAGAAACUCUUUGUUGUUAUUAGCCUCCUUUAGCCCCAUGUAGCUUAUGUUGCUUUUCGUUGGAGGAUUUUGCACUUGGGAACUUCAUGAGCCCACUGCAGACCACGCAGAGGCCUGCUUCAUAAACCCUGGUGCAAACACCAGCCACUCACCGUGUUUACUCACUACCUACCAUGCUCACGUGCUGCUCAUGUUUUCUUUAUGUGUAUAUUAAUUAAGUUUCGGUUAUUAUAUAUUUAACAGUAGAGGACGAUAAGGAAGCACAAAAGAUGUAGUGACAAAAAUCAAGAAUAAACAUUGGCUUUGGUUUUG
Messenger RNA from Kogia breviceps (pygmy sperm whale), 3420 nucleotides. RefSeq names its product cadherin 17 (gene CDH17). Lineage: Eukaryota; Metazoa; Chordata; Mammalia; Artiodactyla; Physeteridae. Gene Ontology annotation, biological process: adherens junction organization; multicellular organism development; calcium-dependent cell-cell adhesion. Gene Ontology annotation, cellular component: catenin complex; adherens junction; plasma membrane. Gene Ontology annotation, molecular function: cadherin binding; calcium ion binding. The record is from RefSeq and is a predicted model, not a curated record.